CACGACUGAUCCAUCUCUUCUUUUCUAUCAUCAUGCUGAUGUUCAUAUGUAUAUUCUAGUCUAUGUUGAUGACAUCUUACUCACGGGAUCAAAUCAUUCUUCUAUUGCAAAGCUUGUGGCUGAUCUGCAUACCAGAUUUAAUAUGAAGAAUCUCGGUCCGGUAUCCUACUUCCUUGGCUUGCAGGUCACUCAACAACCAAAUGGUAUUCAUCUAAAUCAGUACAAAUAUGCUGCAGAUCUACUCAACAGAGCCGGUAUGUCUGAAUCCCGACCAGUAAACACGCCUUUACCCCUUAAACUCUCGGUUUCACCUGAAAAUUCGGUUCCCUACUCUCAUCCGGAGCUAUACCGGACUCUGGUUGGUUCUUUACAUUAUCUGAUGUUAAGCUGCCCUGAUAUUAUGUUUGAUGUUAAUGUUUUAUGUCAGCAUAUGCAUCAUCCUCAGCUUUUCCAUUUUCAACUACUUAAGCGGCUUCUCAAAUAUAUUAAAGGCACCAUACAUUAUGGUUUGCCCAUUUUACGGUCUACAUUGCACCUUACUGCCUUUUCUGAUUCCGAUUGGGCAUCUGAUUCAACUGAUAGAAAAUCAAUUACUGGCUACUGUGCAUUCUUAGGUGAAACCUUGAUUUCAUGGAUUGUUAAGAAAUAA
Molecule: messenger RNA, 649 nt
Organism: Dendrobium catenatum
Lineage: Eukaryota; Viridiplantae; Streptophyta; Magnoliopsida; Asparagales; Orchidaceae
Exons: 1
Source: RefSeq, a predicted model, not a curated record